Dujonia railenensis is the source of this 1146-nucleotide messenger RNA. Lineage: Eukaryota; Fungi; Ascomycota; Pichiomycetes; Serinales; Debaryomycetaceae. The record is from the annotation of a GenBank genome assembly.
AUGAAACUUGAAAGGUAUUGCUUGUCCAAAAUUUAUACCUUAUUCCAAUAUACCUUGAGAUUUAAAAUGCCUGAGACAGAGAUUGACUUAGGGGUUACUGCAGAUAUGCAUGUCCACUUGAGAGAUGGAGCGAUGAUGGAACUAGUGACUCCAACUGUCAGAGAAGGUGGAUUUUCCAUUGCUUACAUCAUGCCUAAUUUGGUCCCACCAAUUACAACCAUAGAUAGAGUCGUUGAAUACAAAAAAGAUUUGCAGAGGCUCUCUCCCAAAACCACCUUCUUGAUGUCAUUCUAUCUUUCCAAGGCAUUGAGCCCGGAAUUAAUCGAUGAGGCAGCCAAGAUCGGAGCAAUUCAAGGUGUCAAGUGUUACCCUGCUGGUGUCACCACCAAUUCCGAUGCUGGAGUUGACCCGAACGAUUUCACACCAUUCUACCCAAUUUUCGAAGCAUUAGAUCGUAAUAAUUUGGUUUUGAACUUGCACGGUGAGAAGCCACCUUCCAAAAAUGAAGAUAUACAUGUGUUGAACGCUGAAUCUAAGUUCUUACCAGCUUUAGAAAAGUUGCAUCGUGACUUCCCAAACCUCAGAAUAAUCUUAGAGCAUUGUACUUCAAAGGAUGCCAUUGAUACCAUUGAGAAAAUCAAUGCCAAUUUGAGAGAUGAUGAACCUGUUAAAGUGGGUGCUACCAUAACUGCCCAUCAUUUGUCCCUUACCAUUGACAACUGGGCUGGAAAUCCAGUCAAUUUCUGUAAGCCAGUUGCAAAGUUGCCUCACGAUAUGCGUGCUUUAGUGGAGGCUGCCACCUCAGGAAAGAGGUACUUCUUCUUUGGGUCUGAUUCAGCUCCCCAUCCUUUGUCUGCCAAGGCUAGGCAUGUGGGUGUAUGUGCUGGUGUUUAUACCCAGUCCCAUGCCUUAUCGUACUUGGCUGAUGUGUUUGAGAAGGUUGAAAGAUUAGACAAUUUGAAGAAGUUUGCCAGUGAUAACGGUAAGUCUUUCUACGGAAUCAAGGAUGAUGAAGUAGUUAACUCUGACAAGUGUGUUUUAGUUAAAAAGCCAACGAAAGUUCCAGAAAUUUUCGGACAGGGUGAACUUACAGUUGUUCCAUUCAGAGCUGGUGAAGAAUUUGCUUGGGGCGUUGAAUGGAGGUAG